AUGCCUGGUACAGUGGCAGAGGGACCGACGGUCUCCAUGUCCUUUGCCAACAACUUCUGGGGUAAAGAUGAUGCGGGCCUCCAACCUAUGCUUGAUCGCAUGCAUGGAUCCAAAACUACCAGCGAUGAAUUGAAAGCCUUUUACAACGUUCGAGCUGCGAUUGAAGAUGAAUAUGCGCGAAAAUUACAAGCGCUCUGUCGCAAACCGUUCGGAACAUGCGAGUCUGGAUCCCUCCGCGUGUCGCUUGACGUGGUCCGUGGAGAGACAGAAGCCAUUGCAAAGGCACAUGCGGCAAUUGCCGCUCAGAUGAAGACUGAACUCGAGGAGCCACUGGGCGCUUUCGCUAGCGGAUUGAAGGAGCGACGGAAGAUCAUUCAGAAUGGCAUCGAGCGCCUACACAAAACUAAAAUGCAACAAACACAUGUUGUCAACAAGGCUCGUGACCGUUUCGAACAGAAUUGCCUACAAAUCAAGGGUUAUCUGGCACAAGGUCACAUGGUGAUGGGCCAAGAGGAGCGCAAGAACAAGUCCAAGCUUGAGAAGACUCAAAUUCAGAUGGCGUCAAAUAGCCAGGAAUAUGAGGCUGCAGUCAAGGUGCUCGAGGAUACCACUGGGCGCUGGAACAAGGAAUGGAAGGCAGCCUGUGAUAAGUUUCAAGAUCUGGAGGAGGAGCGCUUGGAUUUCACUAAGAGCAGCCUAUGGACCUACGCGAACAUCGCGUCUACUGUUUGUGUCAGCGACGAUGCCUCUUGCGAGAAGAUUCGUUUGUCUUUGGAGAACUGCGAGGUGGAAAAAGACAUUUUCUGCUUCAUCCAAGAGCGAGGUACUGGUCAAGAGAUUCCAGAUCCCCCUCGUUUCAUUAACUUCUGCAAAGAAGAUGAUGAUGCAGGAUCCGAUAUUGAUUCAGGGGAGGGUUAUUCAGUGGCACAGUUUCAGCGAACCAUGAACCCUGCAUUCCGGACGUCUUCACCACAGCCGUCGACUUACGAGUCUCAUCACGAUCCAGAGUCUGACCUUGCAGCUCAAAUGGGCCACCCGGCUCCUCCUGCAGCUGGUGUGCCUCAGCCAUCUCCUCAGAGCAUGAUGCAAGAGCCUCCGGUCCAGCGUAUGCCACAGCAGGCGCCCCCUCAAAGCAUUCAGCCAGAACCGCCCCUCCAGCGAAUGCCGGCUCCGCAAAGCAUCCAGCAAGAGCCACCCGUCCAGAGAAUGCCUCAGCAAGCGCCUCCCCAAAAGAUGCAGCAAGAGCCACCUCUUCAGCGUAUGCCUCAGCAAGCGCCUCCCCAAAAUGUCCAGCAAGAACGGCCUCUUCAGCGGAUACCUCAACAACAGCCGCCAGCCCAGAGCAUGCAGCCAGAAUCACCCCUUCAGCGCCUGCCACCGCAGCAAUCAGCCAUGUAUGCUAUGCCGCAGCAGCCUGCUCCACUUGACCUUCGCCGAGGUGGACAGCCACCACCAAAUUACAACCCUGAACAGCAUGGUGCAAUCAAUGCUGUACCUCACAAUGCAUACCCUACUGAUGGUAUGACCAUGUUCUGCCGUACCGGACCACCUUCAGAGCGUAGCUCAGCAGCCAGCCCAUACAGACCGUCCAGCCGGGAUUCCCAAAGCGAUGUGUCGAAUCCGACUUCCAUGUCCAGUGUCGAAGCCGCCCCUGCUCAAGCUGCCCAGAAAGCGGCACCACCACUUCCCAGUGUCAUGAAGUUGCAGUCUUCUCCAAAGCCCACCAGCAAUACGCCUUCAGCAAGUGCUCAGGAUGACAAGAGCCCCAAGAAAAAGAGCGCAUUCUUCAGCAACAGCCCGUUCCGACGGAAGAGCAGACAUGACAAGGAGAGACCCACUAUCGCUGCUGCAUCCACUUCUCGAAGCCCCUGGAGCUCGCCCACUAAGCAAUCCACCCCAGCUAAGACUGCUCCGUCGCCGGUCGCCCAGUCUGAACGUCCUUCUAAUAGUCCUGAACCCGUCGAUCCUCGCGCUAACUUCCAGCUGAAUGUUGGGAACAACGUUUUUGAUGUCGCUUCACCGGACAAGAAUGCUUCUAAGCCAGGAUCCCAGGCUGUGAAUGCAACUGAAGAUGAUUCGGACCCUAUUGCUCGCGCUUUGGCAGACUUGAAAACAACUGGUGGUAAACAGCCCAGCUUGCGUGUGUCGGCCGAUCGUUAUCAUGGAAUUUCCACUCCGACUCCUUCAGCACCUUCCUCUACAUAUGGUGGAGGCGGCUCCGCUGCGCCACCUGCAUACAAUGACCCUAAUGUGAAGCGACUCGGAGCCCCCGAGCCGGCAUUCACGGCCAAGCAGAUGCAAAAGACUACUCAACGAUACACCGGCCAGACUGCAAGCAUGCUUCGCGGUGGAAGCAACAACCCGGCCAUGACACCUAGGGAGACGGCGAAGCCCCAGGACGUCCCUCGGGCAAGAUCACCCGCCCCCUCCCGAUCUCCCGCCCCCAGGCGCAGUGCUAGCCCCCAGGUUUCUCCGCGGGUCGACCCUCGCACAGGAUACGGUGGUGGCGGUGUCAGCCCUAGUCCAAGCACCUAUCAAUCCGGCAGCGCUCGUAGCCGUUACAGUGCGUCGCCAACCCCGCGCCGAGCGCAGGAACCGCCUUACUCUCCGAACGAUUACGCUCGAAGGGCUGCUUCCCCGGCCGCUUCGUCGCACCGUGCCGUUUCCCCUCAGCCACAGUUCAGACAGCAGGUCCGGCCUUCCAGCGCUGGAGGCAUGGAGCUGCAGCUCUCGGCAGGUCAAGAUGACAUGUAUGGAGGCGGUAGCCAAUAUGGCGGCUCUACUCGAGGCGACGGCCGUUCCCGGUCAUACUACGGCGGAAACAACGGUGGCCCGCCCGUCGGUCGCUCAAGAAGCCGGACUGUUGCCGUUGCCGACCCCGGUCGAAAGUUCAGCCGUGAUGGACGUCCAAUCCUGCAUUUCGCUCGCUCAAUGUACACCUACACUCCCGCAAUCCCUGAGGAGCUCGGCUUCUCCAAGGGUGAUGUCUUGUCUGUCAUCCGUCUUCAAGAUGAUGGAUGGUGGGAAGCUGAAGUCACGAAUGGUCGCGGACACCCUGGCUUGGUUCCGAGCAACUACCUGCAGAUCAUUUAG
Molecule: messenger RNA, 3093 nt
Organism: Penicillium longicatenatum
Lineage: Eukaryota; Fungi; Ascomycota; Eurotiomycetes; Eurotiales; Aspergillaceae
Product: formin-binding protein HOF1
Exons: 5
Coding region: 1-3093 (1030 amino acids)
Biological process (GO): cytoskeleton organization
Cellular component (GO): plasma membrane; cytoplasm; cell division site
Molecular function (GO): phospholipid binding; protein binding
Source: RefSeq, a predicted model, not a curated record